AUAAUUAGUCUAAUGUAAUAUGAUUCCAUGUUUCUCUUACACGAUAAUUAUGCAUCACAUUCUACACUGUAUCAAGAUGUUAUCUGAUUUCCAAAUGAUCCCCAUCUCUUCUGAUCCCGCCCACCCGCCUUCCGUCGUCUUUCCAACUACAUCGGGCCCUCACAUCACUUUUAGUCGGACGAAUUUCAGCUGCGAAGCAUACUUCGAAGUUGGAUAUCCCACGGGUGGGUAGAGGAGUGCUUGACUUAACUUUCCUUGCUUGCAAAGAAGUGAGCGCUGCUCUGAGAUAGGAUAUAUUGACAGUGAACGGUCACAUUCUCUAGGUGGCAUUCUAUGAGCGCACCGUUUUCAUCAACAUUUGCAAAAUGUAAUAUCUGAUGUUCUUCACAGCUGCGCACUUUUAUUUAGCGGUGGACUAAGGACUCUUCGUGUGUUUUCUACUUCUCUCUGCAACAAUAGGGUGGAUUUACAGCGAACAACCUGUAUAGCAACACAGACUGACAACAAACAACUGAAAUGUAAUUUCACACAAUCUAUCUUAGGAACAUUUCACAUUUUCGGAAAUAGCUGCUAACUGUACAUAGUGGAAGAUGUGGGGAUUACCCAGAACGCGAUAUGCCGACAGCAAUAUCUCGGAAUCCAGCGAAGAAACCGAAAUUGCGGUGAACAUUGGAGGUGUGAAACACGUUCUGACCGGGGACUUGUUGAACCGCUACCCUGAGACUUUCCUGGCGGAGCUGGUGAAUAAUUCAUCGGAAAGUUUCGAUACAGUAGCCUCACUUUGCGACGAUUACGACACUGGAAAAGGAGAGAUAUAUUUUGACAGAGACCCAGAAAUGUUUAAAUGUAUCAUGGAAUUGUAUUACUAUGGAGAGAUCCAUAUCAAACGAGGAAUCUGUCCCAUUUGUUUCUUGAAAGAGAUGGAGUUCUGGAAAAUCGACCCAGAUUUCCUGGACGAGUGCUGUAAGGGAUGUCUGAAAGAGGCAGAGGAAGAAUUGUCUGAAAUCGCCGACAAAGUGAAAUUGAUUCUGGACGAUAUGGAAAGGGAGCCUGACGCCCGCCGCUGGCAAAGGUGCCAAGCGUUCUUGUGGAAGUUGAUGGAGAAGCCAGAGUGCUCACUACCUGCCCGCAUCAUCGCAAUCUUGUCUUUCAUCUUCAUCCUCCUCUCCUCCGUGGUGAUGUGCGUGGGGACCAUCCCUGACCUGCAGAUGCAGGAUGCCGAGGGGAACAAUGUGGAACACCCUACCUUAGAGGCCAUUGAGACUGCCUGCAUUGUUUGGUUUACUGUUGAGUACAUUUUACGCCUGGUCUCCUCCCCUAAUAAAGUGGACUUUCUCUUCUCUAUCAUGAAUAUGAUUGACUUCCUGGCCAUUAUACCCUUCUACGUGGUGCUAACCCUGACCUACCUGGGCAAUGUAGUAAUGGGACUGUCAAACGUUCAACAGGCUGUACAGGCGCUGCGCAUCAUGCGCAUUGCCCGCAUCUUCAAGCUGGCACGCCACUCCUCAGGGCUACAGACGCUCACCUACGCGCUCAAGCAGAGCUUAAAAGAGCUGGGACUCUUGCUUAUGUACAUGGGCAUAGGGAUAUUCCUUUUCUCGGCGAUGGGCUACACUUUGGAGCAAAGUCACCCGGAAACCAUGUUCUCGAGUAUCCCUCAGUCGUUCUGGUGGGCAAUUAUCACAAUGACAACUGUGGGUUACGGCGACAUAUACCCGAAGACAACACUAGGCCGUUGCAACGCUGCCGUUAGUUUCCUUUGUGGUGUGAUCGCUAUCGCGCUGCCGAUCCACCCCAUCAUCAACAACUUUGUCAUUUUUUACAAUAAGCAAAGGAUGCUGGAAAAUGCUGCAAAACACGAACUAGAGCUUAUGGCGCUGCAAUCCGGGGUGGGCCGUCUAGAGGAGACGUCUCCGAAGUCGCUGAAAUCUCAUGGUGCAGUGAAUUUGUGGGACAGCACCAUGCGCACCUGUCAGAGCGAUGCUUACAUCCCGCUCCUGGAGGACUCUUCACAAAGAACGCCACUGUCGACCAGUAAAGAUAAAGAUGAUUAGACUCAGACGAAAAAUUAGACUAUGGCGACUUUAAAGCAGACCAUUGACCUCACGAGGGAAACAGCGAUUGGUUUGCGUUAAGUUGUAUUUUAUGAUUUAUAGACGCAUCUUGAAUGAGAAACCGGAGAGCUUAAUAUAUAAACUACUGUGCUUCUUUGGCCAAAGAAAACGCGUGCCCAGCUGAGGAAAAGGGCUGUGGCAAGUCGUUACUUUCUUACCAGGUAUUCAUUACAUAUUUUAUCAAAAAAAUGAAAUGACAUCGUGAUUAAUACUCAGACUGCGUGAAAUAGAUGGAAAACGUUAUUAAGAUAUUGGUUAUUAAGUUAUUCAAUGCGAAAGGUUAUCCAUGUAUAUAUUUAUGUAUUUAUUAAUUUUGCAACAACACAUAUUAAUUAGGACAUUCAAUAAUCGCAGUGCUACCAUGUCCAUUUUACACGCUUGGCGUCUACUGGAUUACUAUUUAGAAACUUAUCUUAUUGCGUAAGAAAGGGUUCCCUUGUGAUGAGCAUCUUACAAAUCAUGAUAGUAAACAAGAUGAAAGGCGUCCUCAUUUUUUGUCUAAAAGCCGGUGAAUUCUGUUGAUAAUUACAGCUUAGAAAAUAAAUAAAUUA
This is a messenger RNA of Anguilla rostrata (American eel), 2665 nucleotides long. RefSeq names its product potassium voltage-gated channel subfamily F member 1-like. The record is from RefSeq and is a predicted model, not a curated record. Lineage: Eukaryota; Metazoa; Chordata; Actinopteri; Anguilliformes; Anguillidae. Gene Ontology annotation, biological process: protein homooligomerization; potassium ion transmembrane transport. Gene Ontology annotation, molecular function: voltage-gated potassium channel activity; protein binding. Gene Ontology annotation, cellular component: membrane; voltage-gated potassium channel complex. The transcript has a single exon. The coding region runs from base 591 to 2054 and encodes 487 amino acids.